Apiotrichum porosum is the source of this 3183-nucleotide messenger RNA. RefSeq lists its product as uncharacterized. Lineage: Eukaryota; Fungi; Basidiomycota; Tremellomycetes; Trichosporonales; Trichosporonaceae. Gene Ontology annotation, cellular component: cytoplasm; nucleus. Gene Ontology annotation, molecular function: inositol hexakisphosphate kinase activity. The record is from RefSeq and is a predicted model, not a curated record. Gene Ontology annotation, biological process: phosphatidylinositol phosphate biosynthetic process; inositol phosphate biosynthetic process. The transcript is spliced from 2 exons. Bases 1 to 3183 code for a protein of 1060 amino acids.
AUGCUUUCUCCAGCGACACGUGUAGUGCGUGAUCCCCCGCGAAACAUUAGUCCCCCGCCACCCAAGGAGACGGUCGUGCAUGACCUCGCAUCACCCAUUUCUGUCUCCCGUCGCCGCAACAGCAGCGCUGCCAAAGGCAAGAUGAAGGCCGGCAGCAGCAACGGGCGCGACCGCGAGGUGGGCAGUGUUACAGUCUCGCUGCGCCCCACCGCUCCAGGAAGCUGUAUUAUCGACGAUGACGAAGACGACGACGACGACGACAGCUCGCCGGCCCCCUCGUCGUCCCGGUCCCCCAUGGCGUUCCGGCAACGUGCAUUCCGGCCGCGCGCCAACUCGCUCCGCAUCCCUCACCAACCCGCGUCGAGCUUGGGCAACAAGUUUUUCCUCCCCCAUUUCUCUACGGACCAAAAGUUCUCGCUCAAACACGGCGGACCGUCUGUGGGCCUCCGGUUAGGCGACGGCGACGACUUGGACGCCAGCCUCGGCGAUGCGAUCCGCCGCGGCGCCAGCGGAGGCGGUGAAGUCGCACUGCCCAAGUCUGCGCUCCGUGUCCUCAACGAGGCCAAGGAGGACAUGAAGUUUAGCGCCCGGUCCAAACAGACUCGUAAAGGCAGCAUUGGCAUGGGCCUCUUCAAGGAGACCCGCCCGCCUUCCCAGGACAGACGCAAGUCGCUCGAUCGCCCCAGUCGUGACGACCGCAAGCUUGACGAGGUCAAGGAAGUCCCCGAGCCAGCCGUGGCCUUUACGUCGCCAUGGGCAAACGAUUCUGUUGCGACUGCAACUGUCAAGAAGCUCGAGUCGCCGACCAAGGAGGAGGCUGUUCACUCGCCACGGCGGCAAUCGCGCGAGGAGCGUGCCGCGACGUCGUUUGACGAGGACAGCGGAUGGACGUCUACCUCUUCAUCUGGCGACGCUGAUAUCUUUGGCAGCGACACUGAGACGGACGACGAUGCCAUGACCGUGCCCCUCCAGCCUUAUGGGCACAAGGUCGGCGGCCAUUCGAGCAUCUACCAGUUUACCCGCGCCGCCAUCUGCAAGCCCUUGGUGGGGCACGAGAAUGUGUUCUACGAGGACGUCGAGCGCCUUGCGCCGGCAUUGCUUCCCUUCAUUCCCCGAUACCUGGGCGUCAUGGUAGUCAACUACCGUCGUCUGGCCCGUACAGGUACCGAGGGAUCAGCAACGCCCGCAGCCGAGCGAGACAUGGCGCUGUCGCCCGCGGCAUCUCACCCUCCUACCCCGGCACACCGCCCCGACUAUCUAAAGGACGCCUCGGACAUUGAAGUGCCGGAGGUGUCCCUCGACUUUAACCGACAUGUCGUUCCCGACUGGCUGUUCCGGUCCACUGGGUCCAUCGACCGCGGACGUCGGCGCCUGACCUCUGUUGACGGCGACGACGGAGACCGUGACCGCCGCCCUUCGUCAUUACGGUCACCUGGGUCUGGCGUUCAAGACUCGUUCUCGCCUUCCAGCUCGUUUGGCCACAUGUCGUUGAGUGAAGUGGCCGGUUCGCCCAGUGCGGCGGUGCCUGCACGUCUCAUGCGCGACGAGCCGGCCACUCCGGCACACUCGCCGGCGAGCCCGUCUUUGCACCACACACACUCGUCCCCGGCCCUGCACCGCCAGCAUGGUCUGUUUUCCAGCAUGGACGGCACAAACAGCGGCCUGUCCUCUCCGCACCCGGCGUUUGGCGGCACCGGUUCCACGACCGUCAACAACAAGCUCAAGGACCACGUCUUUUCGUCAAUCUUCAAAAAGCUCAAGAAGCGUGGUGUGCACAUGUCGUCCCGCCACCACGACGACGAUGCCGACGACGAACAUGAUGACUCGGGUUCCAACACUGGCUCGGUCUCACGACGCCACCAGCGUGCCCGGCCGCCUCUCCACCACGCCAACACUGCAACGGGGACGCCCGAAGUGCGCCGCGCGAGGAGCGAGGUCGCCCUCGGCAGCAGCGGUCUUGCGGCCAGCACCCAGUUGCGCAGCAGGAAUCGCGACCCGAGCGCCGAGCGUGGUGUGUUUUCCAUGGACGACGACGAACACAUUUCGAUGCAGUCCAAGCGCGUCCCUGCGCACAUGAAGCGUCCCACCUCGGCAUCGUCCGAGACGGAGGCUGAUACACUGGAUAUGCUUUCGCCCAGUCACCGCGGGUCAUCCCGUGACGGCGGCGUGUCCUUCCCAGCCUCGCCGUCGCUUGCUGCGUCCGUUCUCGGCGACGACUCGUCGCGGCAUGAAAACUUCAUCUUUAUGGAGGACCUCACGGGCCGCCUCAAGCGUCCCUGUGUCCUGGACCUCAAGAUGGGUACCCGGCAGUACGGGUUCGACGCCACGCCACUCAAGAAGAUCAGCCAGAGGAAGAAGUGCGACCAGACGACGAGCCGGACGCUCGGUGUGCGCAUGUGUGGCAUGCAGGUAUGGAGCAACGCGUCCCAGUCGUUUGUCUCCAAGAACAAGUACCGCGGCCGCGAGCUCAAGACUGAAGAUUUCCCUCGUGUCCUCGGCUUCUUCCUGACGGACGGCGACAGUGUUCUGGUGGACCAGAUCCCGGCUCUUGUGCAGAAAAUGUACAACCUCGCCGCCAUUCUCGCCACGCUCAAUGGGUUCCGGUUCUACGGCUGUUCUCUGCUCCUCAUUUACGACGGCGACCAGGAUGUGCAGACGCACUAUGCGCGCCAGAUGAGGUCUCGUCGCCCGACCCAUGAACGCGCUGAAUCAGUGUUCACUUCAGCGACACCGCGUCGCCGCCAGUCACUCGCCGGUUCGCGCCGCUCUCGCAGUGCCGACGUGUCGGAUCCCACCCGCUUCCCACCGCAAAAGGUCCGUGGCGAGCUUGUGGUGCGCAUUGUCGACUUUGCACACACCACCACGGGGCAAGAUAUCGUCUACCCCUAUCCGCCGGACGUAGUCGACCCGCCUGACAUGGGCAAGGGGUACCUCACGCUCGAGGACAAGGCCACCGGUCGUCCCUUGGCCCGGUUCCCGCCCCACCACCCCGAAGGCCCCGACCUCGGCUUCAUCUUUGGCAUUUGCUCCAUCGUCGCGUCCCUCAGGUCCAUCUACGCUUCUGAAAUGGAGCGUCGACGCGCCAACGGGCAGCCCGCCCCGGCCCUGCCGAGCUUUGAGAACGCAGACGUGUUUGACAAGCUCUUCCCACCGGACUUCGACAACGGAUACUUGUCGACUUAA